This is a messenger RNA of Schistocerca nitens (vagrant locust), 817 nucleotides long. RefSeq lists its product as uncharacterized. The coding region runs from base 34 to 702 and encodes 222 amino acids. The transcript has 3 exons. Lineage: Eukaryota; Metazoa; Arthropoda; Insecta; Orthoptera; Acrididae. The record is from RefSeq and is a predicted model, not a curated record.
CUUGCUCCAACCGUACCACCUUCAGCAGCAGCAAUGAGGAUCCUGGUGUGCGUGUUCCUGUUCGGACUGGCUCUGGCUGAGGAGAAGCAGGUAGAGAAACGGGGAGUGAUUGGCUCCCUGGGUAGCUAUGGUGGAGGCGCUUCUAUUGGCGGGGGAUACGGGGGCGGCUACGGGGGCGGCUUUGGUGGCGGUUAUGGAGGCGGCUAUGGUGGUGGCUAUGGAGGUGGCAUCAGCUCUGCAGUGGGAGGAGGUCAAGUGACCAACAUCGCCAUCACCAAGCAGGUCCCCAUCCCAUACCCAGUACCAGUGCAGCGUACUGUCCCAGUACCAGUCAGGGUUCCUGUCACGGUGCCAGUCAACAGGCCGGUACCAGUGCCUGUCCCACAGCCGUACCCUGUCCCCGUGCAGAGGCCAGUCCCAGUACCCGUGAGUGUCCCUAGCCCAGUCCCUGUACCAGUACCACAGCCCGUCGUCGUCAACCAGCCGGUACCUGUCGUCGUGGGAGGUGGAGCUGGUGUUGGUGGCGGUUUCGCUGGCGGCUACGGUGGAGCCAUUGUUGGAGGCUACGGUGGAGGCUACGGAGGAGCCAUCAGUGGUGGCUACAGCAGUGGUUACAGUGGUGGCUACGGCGGUGGCUAUGGAGGUGGCUACUCUGGAGGCAUCGCUGGAGGCUAUGGAGGCUACGGGAAAUACAGCCACUAACAUCAGCAGCUGAAUCCAACAUCUCAGACAAAACAUGCCACCAGAGAUUCAUUGUGUAGUUUUUACAGCCAUAUGUAACUGUAGCAUGAAAUAAAAAGAAUGUAUGAGAUACGCA